Messenger RNA from Gopherus evgoodei (Goodes thornscrub tortoise), 936 nucleotides. RefSeq names its product olfactory receptor 1019-like. Gene Ontology annotation, cellular component: membrane. Gene Ontology annotation, molecular function: olfactory receptor activity; G protein-coupled receptor activity; odorant binding. NCBI's taxonomy places the organism in Eukaryota, Metazoa, Chordata, Testudines, Testudinidae. The record is from RefSeq and is a predicted model, not a curated record. Gene Ontology annotation, biological process: sensory perception of smell; G protein-coupled receptor signaling pathway.
AUGGAAAAAGGAAAUCACUUGGAGGCGACUAAGUUCAUUCUCUCAGGACUGACAGAUCGUCAGGAGCUGCAGGUUCCCCUGUUUGUGGUGUUCCUACUGAUUUAUGGUAUCACCAUGGUGGGGAAUGGGGGGAUGAUCUUGUUAAUCACCAUUGACCCCCAACUCCACAUCAUGUACUUUUUCCUCAGUAAUUUGUUUUUCUGUGACCUUUGCUUAUCCUCAAUAAUUUCCCCUAAGAUGCUGCUGAAUUUCUUAGCACAGAGGAAAAGCAUUUCUUACUCUGCCUGAACUGUGCAAAUGUCUCUCUUUGUCGCUUUUUCAGAUGUUGAGUGUCUCUUGCUGGCUGGAAUGGCAUAUGACCGUUAUGUGGCCAUCUGUAACCCACUGCUCUAUACGGUCACCAUGUCCAGGCAGCUUUGUAAACAGCUGGUGGCUGGGGUGUAUGCUGGGGGGGUGGUGGAUUCAAUGAUACACACAUUGCUUACAUUUCGGCUGUCAUUCUGCAGCUCCAACAUCAUCAAUCAUUUCUUCUGUGACAUCCCCCCACUGCUGGCGCUCUCCUGUUCUGAUACUCUCAUCAAUGAGAUUGUGAUGUUUACUUUAGUGUGCUGCAUUAUAGUGAGCAGCCUUGUAACUGUCCUCCUCUCCUAUGUCUAUAUCACCUCCACUAUCCUGCAGAUCCGCUCUGCCGAGGGCCGGUGCAAAACCUUCUCCACCUGCACUUUCCACUUGACUGCUGUGGUCCUGCUUUUUGGCACCUUCCUCUUCAUGUAUUUACGUCCCACUUCCAGCUAUUCCAUGGACAUGGACAAAGUGGCCUCAGUGUUUUACACGCUGGUGAUCCCCAUGCUGAACCCCCUCAUCUACAGCCUGAGGAACAUGGAGGUGAAGGAUGCCCUAAGGAGAGCAAUGAAUAAACUCCUAACCAAUUCCUGA